Molecule: messenger RNA, 3633 nt
Organism: Penicillium cataractarum
Lineage: Eukaryota; Fungi; Ascomycota; Eurotiomycetes; Eurotiales; Aspergillaceae
Exons: 1
Coding region: 1-3633 (1210 amino acids)
Source: RefSeq, a predicted model, not a curated record
AUGCAUCGCUUUCGCAAGAACAAGAAGGUCAAGGAGACCUUGGAUGAGUUGGAGAAUGGGCCAUCGACGUCAACCUCGCCCUUUAGUUUGAAGCCCUCGAAGAAGAAGGAUGCGGCGGAGGCACAAUUCCAACUGGACCUAUCCGGCGCCCUCCCUUCCUCGGAUGAUUUCCGCACGAGUCUGCUCAUGCCCAAGCUGUCCGCUCGAUUCAGCAUGUUGAGAGAACAAGAUGAUCCAGAUACGAUGAUUGGAAAGGCCAGCGACGAUAGCGUCCUGUUCCCUAAGCGAGCCUCGCGAUUGAAUCUCUUCGGCCACAACCCUAGUAUGUUGACGGACAUCGAUGAGGUAUCAUCCAACGACGGCAGCCGUCCAUCAAUUGCACUGGGACGAGCCGACUCUUAUGCAUCUGGCAUGGAAGCAGGAUAUGGUACCGAUGAUGACCGUUUGCAAAGUGGUAGUAUCAUGAGCCGAGCUCGUCGGGCAGAAGGAAACAACCUCUUUGGUGGCCGUCAAAAGGUCUAUCGCAUUCCGGUUCGCUCGCCUUCAGGGACGGAGCCCAGCUCAACGGAGCCCACCCGCGGUAUGGGCAAGUUUGUCUACGAGCAUGACCUUAAUAUGUCUGCCUUCCAAAAGAUGAGGCACAAGGAGAAGGAAGAACAGCGACUUGCGGAGGAGGCAGCCCAAGCAGAGGCAGCCCAAGAGGCCGCGAUGCAAGAAUCAGAGGAUGCGACUUCGACUUUCUCGACAAAACGCACUACCUACUCUUCAACAGCGUCCGGGCCUACUACUAAUGCUCGUACCUCCACCGCUGCCACUUCAAUCGACGAAUCCCUGCCUAGUGUCUCUCAAACGUCAACGGCCUCCGCGCCUGCUCCAGAAUGCCCAGUCGACGCUCGCCCACCAUCCGCCAUGUCUACACCUCGGAAUGGCUCCGUUCGGUCUCGUCGUCUCUACGGGCAAGGGCUCACACAGACCGCUCAGAACCAACAAUCCUCGACUUUGAGCCGCCUGGAAAGCCUGAGCCGCCAGCGUGCGGGUACUCCGGACCUGAUUCCCUUGAACCGUAACUUCUCGCGCAGUGCCACCAACCUUCGUGAUCGCCUUCAGAAGCUGAAUGUUACCGAACCGGCUACCACGGCUCGGUCCACUAGCCCUCCCUCAUCGGCGACUUCACCCAAGCAGCCCACACUUCCCGAGGCUGCUCCCAAAGACCGUAUUUCGCCCACUGUAGCUAGUUUCGGCGUCGCACCUCCCCUGAGCCCGCCAACUAGCGAGAAUGAGGAUGGUAACAACUUGCUAGCAGCGGCACUCAACCCUGAAGAUCAUGGAAAAGCCACUGCGAUGGGUCUUUUCAACCGGCCUGCCACGGGCUUCGAUGAACAGCAGUUUAUGCGCCGCCAAUUGCAGAUGCACCAGGGACGCAACACUCCUCCCCCACGGCGUCCAUCUUCCCCGCGUCGUGCUCCGCCGCAGGAGCCAGCUGGCCGCUCGCGCGGUCUUUCCAAGUCUAGCUAUCGUUCUCGAGCCGAGUCUGCUUCUUCUCAUUACAGCAGUGACGCCCACAACGGCAUUGAUCACUCCCAAGCACCUAGCGUGGAGGCCUCGCCCGGCCGCCCAGGUAUGACAACCUUCUAUGCCAACUCGACCGCCAGUGACUCUGGCGACGAGAACGAUGACCGUCGCUCGUACGAAGUCUCGUCCGUGACCACCAUGGCUACCGACUUUGGUCACCCGCUGCAACAUACCAGCACCGCCUCUAAGCCUCCCACUCCCACGGGCGAGCAUCUGGAAACCCUCCCAGAGGUCAGAUACUCGGAUCUAGGCGACCUCAAGCCUAUCGAGGAAGACGAGAGCAUGGAGAACGAUGCCUUGACUCAGCUUGGAGAUGGCAACACUCCUCAGCGACCGGAUUCACCAACAUUCGGUCUGAACGGCUUCAUCCAGUCUCACUUGCGCCAAGUGAGCAACCAGUCCUCCAUCUACCCCCCACCAUCUCCGGGCCUACCACCCCAAGACUCCAAUGCAAACAACCUCGCUACCGACGAGCCUAUCUCUGAGGUAACUACUCCCGCACUUACCCCUGACGAGACGCCUUCGACUCUUGACAUGCAAAUCGAGCCCUCAAGCCCGAAGCCUCCGUCCCAUCAAUCCUCCGACGUGACCGCCAAUCGCUCAAGUGGAGACUCCUCUGAUGCUAGCGCACUGCCUGGACAUGGCGUCGCAGCCCCACAUUCCACGAAUUGGAGGGACGAGCUGGCCUAUCACCACCGUCGGGACGGAAGCACCGAGACACAGAAGGAGCGUGAAGAAUUCGCUAUGGAGCUGGCCGAGCGGCGUCGCAAGGUCCAGGAGAAACUUCGCAGCGUUGCUGAGAGUGAAAGCCGUUCCAGUAGCCCGACCCCCGGUCGACAGACCCCUGAUUUCGGUGGGAUCAAGGCGGGCAAUGCCUUCUCUCUCUUGAAGCACAAGCCCGGCAAGCAAGGUCCCCCUCAGCAGGAUGCCAAGAGCAAGAUGUAUGGGUAUAACAGCGGGUCCACUCCUGCCCUGGUGUCAGAGGAUUCUUGGCGCGAGGAGGAACGACCCUCUUUCAACCUUGGUCGUCACUCCAACUCCAGCUCUCCAUACGUUGGAUCCGAACGAUCAAUCCGGUCGCGUAUGCCUACCAUCGGUCGCAACAGCAAUGAGGAUUCUCGCGAAUCUAGCCGCAGCCGUGGCCCCUCCCCGCACAAUGCCUUCCGAUCCCGUUCCGGCUCCGACGCCUCUGGUCGGUCCAAGAGCCGAACUCGCUACCGCGAGCGUGAUGAUCUUCAGACUGUAGAUGAGGGUGCCGUCAUUGCUCACGACAAUUUCGUCGUUCCUGACAACUUCGAGCCUCCCUCCGUCUCUAGCUCAGCCCGCCCCUCCAUGGAGGUUGAGCCGCUCAUGUACGAUCGUUCCUCCUCUGCCGCAUCUGGUAGAUACCGCAGCGCCAGCCGUUCAGGGACCGGGCCCCCCAACUUCCAGUACGAACGACCGUUCGCAUACCAACAGUCCCACCCUCCCUCUAUCAUCGGUGCUACGCCUCGGGCCCCUCCCGCUGCUCCUGCAUACUCUGCCAACGCCACCCCUCCGCUGAACGAGGACCAGUCUCCAACUGCGACCAUUUCUUCUGCUGGCAGCAGCGCUCAUGCUCUGCCUCAACGUGCGCCUGGAAGCAACUUGCUCCAAAAACGCAGUGUCAACAAGAAGCUCAUCUCCGAGCCGACCUUGGUGUCUUCCACCUCCAAUGUCCCCCUCGUUGGUCUUCCCACGGGCAACUCGAUGGCAUCCAUCUCUUCACAACAGGGAGCCACUCCACCUCCCCUCCCACCCAUGAACCCCCGUCGUCGUCGCGGCACCCAAACCAUUCUCAGCGCCUUCAAGUCUGACAAGCACGAGUCCCGGGUAUCUUCUCCAGCUCCCAGCAUCUCUGAUGAGCAGAGCUACUUCCCUGACGAUGAGAAGCGCCCACGCUCCCGCAACCGUCUACGCAAGACCUCUAGCGAAGGUGGCAACCUUCAUGGCAGAGCCCGUGGGGACUCCAUGGUCAGCCCAGCCCCUGCUGUUCCCCAAUACCCACCUCCUGCAAUCCCCGUGGAUGGUGGCAUGUUCUAG